AAGAAAAAGAAUUUUGUAAAAAUAUUUGUUUUUUUUUUUAAAUUUUUUAUUUUUUAAAAAUUGAAAAUGACAUAAUAAGAGGUUCUCUUCUCCACUCUCCUAAAUAUUUUCAAAGAAACAAAAAAUUACAGAGAAAGAAAUUCCAUUUCCAUAAUUUGGAUUGUUAGGGUUAGGGUUAGGGUUAAGAGUCUCUAAAGGUUUAAGCUUUCUCCAUAAUUUCAGCUAUGGCAGCCACGACGACGACGACGUCGACGGUUGCAGAAUCGGAGCAGAGCAAUGCUAAGCCAGGUUUGAGGAAACCCGUUUUCACAAAGGUCGAUCAAUUGAAACCCGGAACCAGUGGCCAUACCCUUGUUGUUAAGGUCCUCACUUCCACCACCGUCUUACAGAAAGGCCGAUCGGUGUCUCAACACCUUCGUCAGACUCGAAUCGCUGAGUGCCUUGUUGGGGACGAGACUGGAACCAUUUUGUUCACUGCCAGAAAUGAUCAAGUUGACUUGAUGAAGCCAUCUUCAACUGUCAUUCUUCGCAAUGCGAAGAUAGAUAUGUUUAAGGGGUCGAUGAGGCUAGCCGUUGACAAAUGGGGCCGCGUAGAGGUAACCGAGCCAGCUGAGUUCGAGGUGAAGGAGGAUAACAAUCUGUCUUUGGUUGAGUAUGAACUGGUGAAUGUUAUGGAGGAGUGAGUGAUCUAAUUUAUUGGUAUAUGAUAAUGCUGUUAGUAUUAGUAUUUAUCUAUAAAUAUAAAUAUAUAAAUAUUAUUUAGUGGAAUAUCUUGUUUUGAUUUGGUUGUUAGUAAUAAUCAAAACCAGAAAGAAAUUAAGAAAGAAAACUGAUUUUGUUAGGGAUCUAACAAGGGGAAUUGUGGAAUUUGUAAACAAGUAAUUAUAUUAUUAAAGAAAAAGGUCUCUUUGGUUUA
Messenger RNA from Cannabis sativa, 916 nucleotides. RefSeq lists its product as uncharacterized. Bases 225 to 683 code for a protein of 152 amino acids. Lineage: Eukaryota; Viridiplantae; Streptophyta; Magnoliopsida; Rosales; Cannabaceae. The record is from RefSeq and is a predicted model, not a curated record. The transcript is spliced from 2 exons.